Nothobranchius furzeri (turquoise killifish) is the source of this 4788-nucleotide messenger RNA. RefSeq names its product catenin (cadherin-associated protein), delta 1 (gene ctnnd1). Gene Ontology annotation, molecular function: cadherin binding. The record is from RefSeq and is a predicted model, not a curated record. Lineage: Eukaryota; Metazoa; Chordata; Actinopteri; Cyprinodontiformes; Nothobranchiidae. Gene Ontology annotation, biological process: cell-cell adhesion; cell-cell junction assembly. Gene Ontology annotation, cellular component: cytoplasm; nucleus; plasma membrane.
AGCUGCGGUUUUCAUUCAGGAGACUCGAGGUUGUUGUAACCGCGGUUAGCACAAGCUAGCUCCGCUAACAUAUGAUGUCUCCUCGAUUGGUUGAUGAGUAACUUGUGGAAACUUUUAUUAAAGGCGUCAAAGUGGCGGAAAUAAAAACGGAUGCGGGUCUAAAAAUAAAGUAGCUGUUUAGACCAAACAGUUGGGUGUUGUGCUCGCGAGACGGCUGUGUCUUCUAGGUGUUUAGAUGAAAUUGGGUCGUAAAUAAUUGCUACAUUCGAACACUUCACCUAGCUUUUCUGCCAGGUUUCUUUCUCGUGGCAAGGUGUACUGGGGACAGGUGAGGGAAUACGGAAGUCCCCGGAUCAUUACCGCAACCGCAAAGCUUGGGUCAAAGUCCAGUUUCCGUUAUCUAAUACGCCCGAAACCGCCCACUCUCUGGGGACGGUGAUACCUGCGCGGAUCUUCCAGUGUGUGAAUGGAGCAGUGUGCGAGCACGGCCUCCCUGCUGGCCUCGGUGCGGGAGCAGGAGAGGCAGUUUGAGCUGCUGAGCCGAGCUCUGGAGGAGGAGCGGAGGUCAUGCGCCGGCACCUUGCCCCGCCCCCUCCCCAACAUGCAGAACGGCCGCGUACUUUGUGAUGCAGACAUAGAGAGGCUGACGCUGAACGAGGGUUACGUCAACGGGACAUAUCACUUCAGAAUGGAGCCUGGUCAUUUGGUGCACGAGUCGUGCACGGUGGAGGAGCAGCCUCAGGAGCCACCUUUCGUCUCUGUGGACACCAGGGAGGACGGAACCACACGGCACACAGAAACCAAUGUUAAAAAAGUAAUAAAGACCACCACAACUCGUACAGUCAUUCCCUCCAUAUCUGACACGCUGUCCAUGGAUGGUGGAGGGUCUGUGACAGGUGUGGGGCCCUACAGGCAGGUCCCUGGAGUUGGCGUGCCAAUGGAUUACCCAACCCACACGGUGCCCCGCAACUACCACUAUGGGCCGCCAGCAGGCUAUGACAACUACCGCUCUGGACCUCCGUCUGAGAUGUACACAAGCCUGAACAGGGGCGCUCGUAUGGAUGAUGCAUACAGACCGGUCCAUCCGGAUGGCUACAGAACUCUGGAUCCCAGCUACAGAGCCCCCAGCAGGAAUCAGUUGGACCCGUAUGCUGCUCAACCACAAGUUGGACGUUCAGAGAUGUCCACCAUCCAGAGGUUUGUCCCUGACCCGUACGGUCUGGAGGACGAUCAGCGCAGCAUUGGCUUUGAUGAGCCCGACUAUGGCAUGAGUAACCCGGUACACUACAGCACCGUGCCUCGAAACCAUGGUGGUUUCCCUCAAGGGCCCCCGCGCAGGACCGGGAGUUACGAAGGCCUUUUGGACUCAGGGGGAGACAUGUACUACUGGAACAGGGGGGCACCGCUGGCUCAAGGGGAGAGGGGCAGCAUGGCGUCACUGGACAGCACUCUGAGGAAAGGCGUCCCUCCUGGUGGUUGGCGUCAGCCGGAGCUGCCAGAGGUCAUCGCCAUGCUGAACUACAGGCUUGACCCCGUCAGGAGCAAUGCAGCUGCGUACCUGCAGCAUCUCACCUAUAAGAACGACAAGGUGAAGACUGACGUUCGUCGAAUGAAAGGCAUUCCUGCGCUGGUGGAGAUGCUCGACAACCCUAACAGAGAGGUUCACGCCGCAGCUUGUGGAGCUCUGAAGAACAUUUCUUUUGGCAAAGAUCCAGACAAUAAAGUUGCCAUUAAGAACUGUGAUGGAGUUACUGCCCUCAUCCGGCUGCUGAGGAAGGCCCGAGACCAGGAACUCACAGACAUCAUCACAGGGACGUUGUGGAACCUGUCGUCCCACGACUCUGUGAAGAUGGAGAUUGUGGAUCAUGCGCUGCACGCCCUCUGCGACGAGGUACUGGUGCCCCAUUCAGGCUGGGAGCGAGGGUCCAACGGGGCAGGAGGCGGCGAGGAAAACUGCAAGCCUAGGCAUCUGGAGUGGGAAUAUUCGCUCACCAAUACAGCCGGCUGUCUGAGAAAUGUGAGUUCAGAGAGAAAGGAAGCAAGGAGGAAGAUGAGGGAGUGCACAGGAUUGGUUGAUUCUGCCAUGUACAUCGUCCAGUCCCAGAUUGACUGUAAAGAAAUGGACACUAAGCUGGUGGAGAACUGUGUUUGUCUGCUGAGGAACUUGUCUUAUCACCUGUACAACGAAAUCCCCAACGCUGAGCGAUACGUGGACACCACGCACAACAGCAGGGGCGCCGCCCCCACCGGCCAGAAGGGCAGCUGCUUCGGCUCCCGCAAGGCCAAAGACGAGUGGUUUUCUAAAGGGAAGAAAGGCGAAGAUCCUUCUCAGGAUCAAGUCGAUAUUCCAGUGAGGUCCACACCUGCUAAAGGCUAUGAGCUGCUGUUCCAGCCAGAGGUGGUCCACGUCUACCUGUCGCUGCUGAAGGAGGCCAAGAACCCGCAUGUCCUGGAAGCGUCAGCUGGAGCGAUUCAGAACCUGUGUGCUGGGAACUGGACUUAUGGACGAUGCAUCCGGGGUUUGGUGCGCAAAGAAAAGGGCCUGUCUAUGAUAACCGAGCUGCUGAACCACGAAAAUGACCGAGUAGUCCGAGCCAUGUCCGGAGCCCUCCGUAACCUUGCCCUAGACGCCCGUAACAGGGAACUAGAAGGUCAACAUUCGGUAGCUCAGCUGGUGGCGAAUCUACCAGGCGGUGGUCAGAGUCAGCCGGUGCGAGCGCUGUCGGAAGAGACGGUUGUGUCUAUACUGAGCACGCUCCACGAGGUGCUGGGCACCAACAUCGAUGCAGCCAGAAUCUUCAGGACCUCGCAAGGAGUCGAGAGACUGGUUCUCAUCCAUAAGGACGGUAACCGGUCGGAGCGGGAAGUCCGUGGAGCCGUUCUGAUUCUGAAGACCCUCUGGGCCCAUAAGGAGAUCCGUCGGGCUCUGCAGAAGGACGGCUGGAAGAAGGAGGACAUCCUGGUGGAAGUGAAACCUGUCGAUAACAGCAACAGGCCCCUUGGAGGAUAUGAGGAGAGCACCCUCCCACUUAUAGACAAAGGCAACAAAGGUGACCGGGACAUGAUUCCAAUGAAUGAUAUGGGACCAGACGCCUACACCACACUGGACCGGAACAACACUCAUGAGUCUUCUGACAAGGAUUCAGUUCAGGGAGGGAUGUAUGGGGAGAGGCAGGCUUCCUUGCCUCUGAUGGAUUCUUACGAUGAAAAACUGAUCGUUUGCCUCACAAGACGACCGCCUCCUCCCACUUACUGCCCUUGCUGAGCUGACGAUCGGGGACCACGACGCUACCGCCGGGAUCCGACUCCCAGCAUUUAUCUCCUCCACCCUCCACAGCUUCUCUUUCCCCUCCUGUCUCUGUUACAUUCCUCCUUUGCAGCAGAACUAAUGAACGAAUGAAUGAAACCACUCCAAAGCAACGCAGUGGAUGGAAACUUUCCUGUGGACGGCUGUUUGUGACUCCAUGACCACUCCCGCUCAGCAUAACCACUCAUGUCAGACGUCUUGCUGCAUCACCAGGAAGACGGGGACCCUCAUCAGAGACACCGGACCUUAUUUAAGGAACUUAAACACGUCUUUAGACUUUAACCAGCUAAUCUUUGGGAUCAGAACGGGACACUUUCUGCAGAAAACUUACAUUCAUGUUGAUAAGAAAUGCUUCUUCUUGUAAAUGGUUGGUUUCUGUCCCUGAGAGCGAUUGUUUAUCUUAUUGUUGCCUCUACUUGCUUUGCUCUGUAUCAUCACUAUCGUGCCAAACGACCGUAACGGAUGCAGACGAGCCGCUCCAGCGUCGUCGCGCUGCUGCUGCUGCAGCGUCGGAAUAACGGACUUCUCUGCACCCAGAAUGAUUCCUGUUGGACAAACGGUCAGUUUUAAGGUCGAGUUUGGGAGACAUCGGAAGACUCAGCGGGUACUUUUGAGUAUUUUUGCUGGUUUUUAACAAGAUGAAUGUGUGUUUAAAAAAAAAGCUGUAACAGUGGGUUAACUGGAGUGCCUCCUUGCUUAUUCAGGAUGGAUCUGAUGAGUUCAUCCUCACUGCAGCGAACGUGUUUGGAAAAGUUCUGGAAGAGCCUCAUUCUUGAAAACCAUUAUUAUUAUUUUUUUUACAGCUUAAAAAUGUUUUUGUUUGUUUUCCUGCUUUGCGAACUCGGAGGCUGCCUGACUACAGAACGUUAACAUUAUCCCACAUCAGUGCCGAGCGAGAUGUAGAUACUGAGUGGUUUUUUUAAAGCAGCACCAAGGGGGUACAUUUAAUGCUUUUUUUUCUGUUUUAUUGUCUACCUUUUGUUUGUUUCUAUGCCGGAUGAAUUAAUGACAGAGGAAGACCCUUUUUCCCAAAAAGACGCGUUGCCUUCAAGAGCAAACCUAAAGCGGGAGAAAGUCUGUAGAGGCAGAUUGUCAUUCGCUAAAGUGGAAAAGUGAAUAAAAGCACAUUUAAACUUUAUAUAUAAACAAGAGAAUAUUUGUUAAUUUUAAUAGUUUUAUGUAUUUCUUAUUAUUUUUUAUUGAUUUGGGGUUAAUUGUUUUGGGUUCUCUGGGUGAAUGCAUAUGCAAUCAGUCUUUGUUUUGAUUUAAAACGUUCAGUUUGUGUGUUGAAGCAAAACCAAGUUAGCAGAAUAAAUCAUCUUUAUUCUUCCAUCAGAAAACGAAGCAGCAGCCGUAAAUUCAGAUCGUGGACGACACCGUAAUGUCUUUGCCUUGGCUCUUAAAAUGUUGCACAUUCUCAUUUAUGAUUGAAUUAUGUAACUAGCAAUAAUGUUUGUAAUAAAAGAGAAAAUGAUUUCUGA